AUGGGAAAUACCAAUAGUACACACAAGAUCUCUUCGCAAGAUCGCGCGAUUUUAGACCUCAAAAACCAGCGCGAUAAACUAAAACAGUACCGCAAACGCAUCACAGUCCUCACGGAUCGCGAGACCGAAAUAGCGAAAGAAUGUCUCGCGCAGAAUGAUCGGCGACGGGCACUGCUCGCCCUCCGUCGCAAGAAAUACCAAGAGUCGCUCCUAGACAAGACAGACAGCCAACUUGAGCAACUGGAACAACUAGCAGGCCAGGUGGAGUUUGCGCUCGUACAGAAGGAUGUCUUGUUCGGCUUGCAACAGGGUACCGAAGUGCUCAAGGCCAUCAACAAUGAAAUGGGAGGCAUCGAGGCUGUGGAGCGAUUAUUAGGAGAGACAGAGGAGGCACGCGCUUACCAAGAGGAGGUGAGCCAGAUGUUAGAGGGUAAUCUUACAAACCAGGACGAGGAAGACGUCGAGGAUGAAUUGGAGGCUUUGCAGCGUGAGCUCGCUGAACCAAUACCGCUGCCGAAUGUUCCCAAAACCGAACUUCUUAUCCCAGAGCCGGAACAGGCGACGCUCGCCGCCAAUCAAUCCAAAUCCAAAUCUAACGCCCGGACGGCGAUGCUGGCUGUAUGA
Penicillium taxi is the source of this 624-nucleotide messenger RNA. Its product is annotated as ESCRT-III subunit protein VPS20. The record is from RefSeq and is a predicted model, not a curated record. Lineage: Eukaryota; Fungi; Ascomycota; Eurotiomycetes; Eurotiales; Aspergillaceae. Gene Ontology annotation, biological process: late endosome to vacuole transport via multivesicular body sorting pathway; vesicle budding from membrane. Gene Ontology annotation, cellular component: ESCRT III complex; multivesicular body. The transcript is spliced from 3 exons. The coding region runs from base 1 to 624 and encodes 207 amino acids.